CGCCGGAUGACGCGGCCCCACCCGCCCGACGCGCCGGCGCGACCCGACGCGGCCCUGCCCAGGCGGCCGGACGUGCAAAGUUGCCCAGGGGCGGCCUGCGAUGAGCUCCAGAGGGAGAAGCGGAAGGAAGGGAAGGGGAAGGGGAAGCGGAAGCGGAAGCGGAAGGAUGACGGCGAGAUGGAGGGGACGGGGAAGGACAAGACGAUGGGGAAGAAGGAAAAGAACGGGGAAGAAAAGCUGAAGAAGGGCAAGGGAGGCGGGAUUCUGACAAACAAGCUUUUCUCAGAGCUCUGCAUCUCGGAGCUCACUGCCAAGGCCAUCAGAGAGAUGAACUAUACCCACCUCACCAAGAUUCAAGCUAGAUCAAUACCGCAUCUGAUGGAAGGAAGUGACGUGAUGGGUUCAGCAAAGACUGGCUCAGGCAAGACCCUUGCUUUCCUUGUACCAGCGAUUGAACUGCUCCACAGAUCGCACUUCUUGCCAAGGAACGGAACUGGAGUUGUUGUGGUUUGCCCAACAAGGGAGCUUGCUAUCCAGACACACAAUGUUGCCAAGGAAUUAAUGAAGUAUCACUCGCAAACUCUUGGAUAUGUAAUUGGUGGCACUAGCAUGAGAAGUGAGGCCAACCAGCUCGCAGAAGGGAUCAAUAUUUUAGUUGCCACACCAGGCAGGCUCCUGGACCAUCUGCGAAAUACCAGUAGUUUCAAAUACAAAGAGCUAAAGUGCCUUAUAAUUGAUGAAGCUGAUCGGAUACUUGAGCAAAAUUUCGAGGAGGACAUGAAACAAAUAUUUAAACGCCUCCCUCAGGACAGACAAAGUGUUCUUUUUUCUGCCACGCAGACUAAAAAGGUUCAAGAUUUCGCGAACUUCACGUUUGGGAAAAAUGAAGAACGACAACGGAAACUUGUUUAUGUUGGAGUUGACGAUUCUGAAUUAAAGCCUACCGUUGAGGGCUUGCAGCAGGGCUACUGUGUCAUUCCAAGCGAGAAAAGGUUUCUUGUUCUGUACACUUUCCUAAGAUUGAAAGCGCGCGAGGCGCAGACGGCGAAGGCCGCCCUAAGAGGGGAAGUGGGUGAGGAGCAGAAGAAGGUGAAGAUCAUGGUGUUCUUCUCGUCAUGUAGCUCAGUCAAAUUCCACGCAGAACUCCUAAACUUCCUCGGGAUCGAGUGUUACGAGAUCCAUGGGCAACUGAAGCAGCAGAAACGAACCAGUACAUUCUUCCGAUUUCUGAAGGAAAAAAGUGGCAUCUUGUUGUGCACUAACGUGGCAGCACGUGGCCUUGAUAUUCCUGAAGUCGACUAUAUUGUGCAGUACGAUCCUCCAGAUGACCCAAAGGAUUACAUUCACAGGGUUGGUCGUACCGCACGAGGUGAUAAAGGCAGAGGAAGCGCAUUACUGUUCUUGCUACCGGAGGAAUUAAAGCUGCUCAUUCACCUGCAGGCAGCCAGAAUUUCUCUGACUGAAUAUGUGUUCACCGAAAAGCAUGUCCCAAAGUCACUAUCACAGCUCGAGAAUAUCGUUAGUGGGAAUUACUUUCUAAACAAGUCUGCCAAGGAAGCCUAUAGGUCCUACCUUUUGGCAUACAACUCACACUCUAUGAAAGAUAUUUUUGAUAUCCAUCAGCUUGAUCUCAAGAAAGUAGCGGCGUCAUUCUGUUUUAAGGAGCCUCCGAAAGUGAAUCUAGACCUGGAGAGCAGCGCAUCAAGACAUCGAAAGAUGAGGAAAGUGUUCGGCGGGCAGAGCCAUGGAAUUGGCGCUUCAAACCCCUAUGGAAGGAGAGGCGUAUAUGAUCGCAGCAAAUUUGCAAGAUUCUGAAACGACAUCAUACGUUUUAGGCGGUGUAUGGUUCUCUCUGUAAGGCCUUGUUUGGGUUAAAAGGGAUUGAAGUGGAUUGAAGUGUAUUUUAGGGAUUGAAAGAGAAAUUAGUUCAUAUUACACUUCAAUACACCUUAUACCACCUCAAUCCACUCCAAUCCAAGAUUACCCAAACAAGCCCUAAUGGUACCAGAAACUCACUCUAAACGUUACUUUUAGGCUGUUUUUGGUCACGAUUGUUCUCCAAUUCCUGCAACGAGGUUUGGAUCUGAAAAGACGAAGUUCCGGUAUCUAGGCUAUAGAUAAUAAUGGAUCAUGAUCUAAAUAUUUUUUUCACGA
Molecule: messenger RNA, 2154 nt
Organism: Zea mays
Lineage: Eukaryota; Viridiplantae; Streptophyta; Magnoliopsida; Poales; Poaceae
Product: DEAD-box ATP-dependent RNA helicase 27
Exons: 12
Coding region: 7-1815 (602 amino acids)
Molecular function (GO): ATP binding; nucleic acid binding; RNA helicase activity
Source: RefSeq, a predicted model, not a curated record